This is a messenger RNA of Mobula hypostoma (lesser devil ray), 634 nucleotides long. RefSeq names its product oligosaccharyltransferase complex subunit (gene ostc). Lineage: Eukaryota; Metazoa; Chordata; Chondrichthyes; Myliobatiformes; Myliobatidae. Gene Ontology annotation, cellular component: oligosaccharyltransferase complex. The coding region runs from base 60 to 509 and encodes 149 amino acids. The record is from RefSeq and is a predicted model, not a curated record. The transcript is spliced from 4 exons.
GCCGGAAGUGAUUGGUGAUGUUUCCGGGACACGUUGCGGCUGGGGUUUGAUGGUUGGCCAUGGAGACGGUGUUCGGACUGCCGUUUGUGCUGCUGGAGUGUCCCAACGUGAAGCUGAAGAAGCCGGGAUGGCUGCACAUGCCGUCUGCCAUGACCGUCUACGCCUUAGUCAUCAUCUCCUACUUCCUGAUCACCGGCGGUAUCAUUUACGAUGUGAUUGUGGAGCCUCCAAGUGUGGGGUCGAUGACAGAUGAACAUGGUCACCAAAGGCCUGUUGCCUUUUUAGCGUACAGAGUGAAUGGACAGUACAUCAUGGAAGGUCUUGCUUCUAGUUUUCUGUUUACAAUGGGAGGUCUGGGAUUUAUAAUCUUGGAUCGCUCAAAUGCACCAAAUAUUCCAAAACUGAAUAGAUUCCUACUUCUUUUCAUUGGCUUCGUCAGUGUCCUGUUGAGCUUUUUCAUGGCCAGAGUCUUUAUGAGAAUGAAACUGCCAGGUUACUUGAUGGGCUAAUUUCACGCUGGAAGAGCCAAAGCUGCGGUUCAGAGUGGAUCAACGAACCCAAGCCUGCAAUUGGAAAAAAAUGUGAUAUGGACAUGAACAUUUGUAAAGGAAACAAUAAAUAUGUUUUUACAACA